UAUCUCUUCCUGUUGAAACUUUUGAAAAGUGUCUGUGGAUGUGACCGUACCAGUGAGAUGCCCGUGGGCAGGAGUUGUUCUUCAUAUGGCCCUCCUCUACUAGGCCUGCCAUGACAGCAUUCUUCACCAGCGUCCCCAACUGGAUUCAAGAUGCAAAGCAGGAGGAGGAGGAAGAGACGGGCUGGAAACUAGUGGCCAGACCCAAGGGCCGAGAGAGCGAGAGCCAAGGCAAAUGCCUGUAUGAGCUGUCGGGAGCUUCCUUCUCCAGCGUGGAUAAGCUGAGAGCAAACCCGGAGCAGAGGCCUUACUGCUGCCCGCAACUGCACUGCGGCAAGGCCUUUGCCUCCAAGUACAAACUGUACAGGCACUUGGCCACCCACUCUGCCCAGAAGCCCCACCAAUGCAUGUACUGUGAGAAGAUGUUCCACCGCAAGGAUCACCUGCGCAACCACCUUCAGACGCACGACCCCAACAAGGAAGCCCUCCACUGCCCGGAGUGUGGCAAGAACUACAACACCAAGCUUGGCUACCGGCGGCAUCUGGCCAUGCACGCUGCUGCCAGCGGUGACCUCAGCUGCAAAGUGUGCCUGCAGAUGUUUGAGAGCACCCAGGUCCUGCUAGAGCACCUCAAGGCCCACUCCCGGAGGCCGUCGGGCAGCGUGAAGGAGAAGAAGCACCCGUGCGACCAUUGCGAUCGGCGCUUCUACACCCGCAAAGAUGUGCGGCGGCACCUGGUGGUGCACACGGGCCGGAAGGACUUCUUGUGCCAGUACUGUGCCCAGCGCUUUGGCCGCAAAGACCACCUGACCAGACACAUGAAGAAGAGCCACUCCCAGGAACUGCUGAAGAUCAAGACGGAACCGGUGGACAUGCUGAGCCUUCUGAGCUGCAGUUCGACCGUGACGGUGAAGGAAGAGCUGAGCCCCGUCUUGUGCAUGGCAUCCCGGGAUGUGAUGAACAGCAAGAGUUUCCCUGGGAUGCUGCCCAUGGGCAUGUAUGGGGCACAUGUCCCGCACAUGCCCAGCUCAGGGAUGCCCCAUUCUUUAGUACCCAACCCUCUGCCGAUGGGAAUGAGCUACCCCCUGGAAUCGUCCUCUCCGCCGCAACCCCCCACAAAGUACCAGCUUGGAUCUACCUCAUAUUUGCCUGACAAAAUACCCAAAACAGAGGUGGACAGCUGUUUGGCAGAGCUCCCUGGAGGCCUGUCUCUCAUGCCUGGUGAGCCGUCCUCGUCCUCUCCUCAACAGGCCGCCCUGGAGGAGUCUCUGCUCUCCAAGAGUCCUGCUCUGCUUUCUGAAGCUCUCUGUGCUGCUAACAUGGACUUCUCCCACCUCCUGGGCUUCCUCCCCUUGAACCUUCCUUCGUGCAACCCUCCUGUGUCGUCCGGGGGGCUGGUCAUGGGUUAUUCGCAGGGAGAGGCCCAGUCCCUCCUCACCACUCUGCCGCCCCCAGAGACGUCAGGGGCCGCGGCCUCCCUCGGCUUCGGAGCCCUUCAUUCGUUGCCGUCGGUCUUCUCCCCUGGCUUGGGCGCAACCACCUUGCCACGUUUCCACCAAGCGUUCCAGUGAGGCAGCUGGAGAAAGCAGAGCUUCCUUGGGUGGGCGUGGAGAGGACACCGCCAAGGGGCCCAGAUUUGUUGUCCUCUCUCCUGUGGGCUUGAGGGAGGAGUGAUGGUGAACUGAAACUGCCCCCUAUGCUCUUUGGUGCGUGCCCCAGUCCUGGGCAGUGAGUAGGUUGCAGGAAUUAGAAUUUCAGGUAUU
Molecule: messenger RNA, 1760 nt
Organism: Elgaria multicarinata webbii
Lineage: Eukaryota; Metazoa; Chordata; Lepidosauria; Squamata; Anguidae
Gene: PLAGL2
Product: PLAG1 like zinc finger 2
Exons: 2
Coding region: 111-1568 (485 amino acids)
Biological process (GO): regulation of transcription by RNA polymerase II
Cellular component (GO): nucleus
Molecular function (GO): sequence-specific DNA binding; DNA-binding transcription factor activity, RNA polymerase II-specific
Source: RefSeq, a predicted model, not a curated record